Molecule: messenger RNA, 642 nt
Organism: Babesia microti strain RI
Lineage: Eukaryota; Apicomplexa; Aconoidasida; Piroplasmida; Babesiidae
Product: Cg8 protein
Exons: 3
Coding region: 1-642 (213 amino acids)
Source: RefSeq, a predicted model, not a curated record
AUGAAUCCGGCUUAUCGCCACUCGGUUCACUUGCCCCUAAAAUCCAUGUUCAGGGCCAAAUUGCAAAAUUAUAUUAAAAAAAGUAUACUAUUUGAAUAUACAUUGAGUGGACGCGGCUUUGCCACGGCUGUACAUGGUAUUCACUUGCCUCCACCGCCCCCCCGCGAAUUCAAUGAAGAUGGGACACCCAAGAAAUAUAGAAACUCGAGACCAGUUUACAAUCACAAGUACAAUUGGGAGCAUUGGACUUUAAGACCUGCCGGCGUAUUUCACACAGUCCUAGUUGGAGAAUUUGGUAGACAGCACAAAAAAUUUGCUGCAUGGCUACUUCAGUAUCCCGCGCAUAUAACAUUUUUACCCUUAUUUGUAGUGAUUUUUGGAUUAUCUUUUCUGAUACAGAAUGUCAUAUAUAUUGGCGUGCGUCCCAAGCGUUAUACCGUGGAAUGGGUUAAGGCGAGUCAGGAAAGGGAUAGGGCUGAGAACACUAACCCUGUGUCCAGAUACUUGGACAGAAGGAGGAGUGAACGAGGGCCCAAUUGGGUUUUGAAAGAUUACAUGCCGAGACAUCCGCAUUUUGCGCAUCUUGGCAACUAUUACCACGAUCCUGAUAUGGAAAGAGUAGAGCCCGAAGAAAUCGAAUAG